UUAUUUCUACCCAUCAACAAAAAACCCUCCUUGUUCUCCUUGUACUCAACCCGUAACAUGUGCCAUAAAACGUCGUCGUUUGGAAGCAUUUUCCUAGACUAUAAAACGCUGCUGCAUUUGAAAUUCAAAUUAAAAAAAGAAAAAACAGAAUGGAAUUACACAAGUUUUCGAAGUUCAAGCUCCAACUACAAUCUCUCAUAACUGAAGUUCGAGAUCUCAGGGACAGGGAACGCUCCUCCACCGAACAACACCGUCAUCUAAUCCAGAAGCACACGCGGAACGAGGAAGAGUGUAGCAGAAAGAUACAUGAAUUGCAGUGCGAAUUGGUUUCUAUUAAAGAAGAGAGACAGAAAUUGGAGAUAAAGGUGAAUUACUUACAGAAUGAUAAUGUGUUGCUUGAAAAUAAACAGAAAGAGUUGAAGGGAACACUGAAUAGCUUACUUCAGUCAAGGGAAAACUUUGUGACUGCUUAUGAGGAAUCUACUUCUCAUAUGAAACGUUCAAUUGAAACCAAGGAUAGGAUGCUUGGUGUCCUCUCAGAGAAGAUAAAUUCUCAUCUGCUAUUAUUUGAUUCUAUAGAGAAGGAGGUGUUUUAUAUCAAGCAAAUUUUGGAUAAAGUCCAGAACAUGGUCAAAGAUAAAGAAGAAGUUGUGAUCAGCUUUAAAAACAAAAUGGAUCAGGUCUCUGCGUUCGAAAAAGAAUUUGUUGAACAUAUCAAUGACCUAAGAAGUAAUCUGGAAAAUAAAGAGGCCGAGUCAAGAAGAAAAGAUAGAGUCAUCUCAGAUCUUGAAGCAAAGCUUGAUGAAGCAAAACUUAGCAAUAAUAACCAAGUUCAAAUAGAAGAUCUUCAGAAAACUUUAUUUGCAAAGGAUACAGAGAUACAUAAUCUAAUUUCAAACAAAGAGGCUUUACAUUAUGAAGUUGGAAGCUUAAGACUCAUCUUACAGAGGUUUCAGGGCACUAUUACUAAUAUGAAUGAAGAGUACAAAGGUUAUUCUAUUCCAGGACAAAAGGUUGUUCUUGUCAAUUUUGCAACAUAAAGAAGCAAGUGCAGCAGAUAUGAAGAUAGCAAAUAUUAGGAAGGAAGACAUUGUUCAAAACAUUGAAGAGAAGUCUCAAGAACCUACUUGAUUGUUUUAUUACAAGGCAGAGGUUUGUAGAGUCUUUGAAUUCUGUUUUUAAAUACUUAAAUCAUAGUAAUUUGACCCGAUUAUACCGACAACAACUGAUAUUGUUUAUGAUUAUUAGCUAUAUGAGAAAGAGAAACAAUAACUUUGAACCAUGGCAGUCAAAAUUGGGACAGCACAUUUUUCCUGGAGAUGUUUUCUUAUUCUUUUGUCUUAGAUUUCAUUGUUAGCAAUUGAUUGGUACACCUAGUCCACAAAUAACCAAAGAAGCACAAAAUUUACAAUUUUCGGCAAUUGAUCUUUGUGAAUGGAAAUUCUUAGUUUAGUUGUAUAUGUUCCUCAAAAGUUUUCAACAAAAAAGGAAAAUACAUUUGUUUGCUUAUUUUUGCAAAGUGAGUUUGGUUUCCUAGAGUGGUUCUAAGACAGAAAAAAAUGAACAGCAUUCAUAUGCUGAAAAUCUUUAGUCAAUGCAGAUUUAAGAAGAAAUCUAGGAGAAGCUAUUAGGUAACAAUAAAGGUUGAGGUUAGCUUACUAGUGCAAAAGGUCCUCCCUUUAGUGAGGAAGUUUGGAUUGGUAGUUACUAUUGUAACUAUUAUCUGUAUCUUGUGAUUGAGGAAA
This is a messenger RNA of Cicer arietinum (chickpea), 1745 nucleotides long. RefSeq lists its product as uncharacterized. The record is from RefSeq and is a predicted model, not a curated record. NCBI's taxonomy places the organism in Eukaryota, Viridiplantae, Streptophyta, Magnoliopsida, Fabales, Fabaceae.